AUGGAGGGCUUGGCUUCCCCAGAAAGAAGACGGCGAUCUUCAGUCAACAUUCCUGGAUCUCCAAGCGCUUCGAUGAAACCAAUUUUUCAUCGCUCAUCAAUCAUCAAGCAGGAAAUUUUAAUGGGAUCCUCCUCGUUGAAGGACUAUUAUGAUAUCAAUAUUAAGAGUCUUGGAAAGGGAUCGUAUGGUUCAGUUGUCGCCGCACGAGAUCUCCGCACAGGAACAACUCGCGCAGUUAAAAUUGUAUAUAAACCGAAAAUAGAAAAUAUAACUCGUCUAAAGAGAGAGAUUCUUAUCAUGAAACGCUUGGAUCAUCCCAACAUCAUCCGUUUGUUUGAAGUCUUCGAAGAUGAAAAAGAUUUAUACUUGGUGAUGGAAUUAUGUACAGGAGGAGAACUCUUUGAUCGUAUUAUUAAGAGUGGACAUUUCAGUGAACGCUAUGCUGCUUCAAUUAUGAAGCAAAUCCUCUCAGCCGUUGCUUAUUGCCAUGCAAAUGAUGUAAUGCAUCGAGAUCUCAAACCUGAAAAUGUUCUAUACAGCGACUCCUCACCUCUCAGCGCCCUUAAGGUUAUUGAUUGGGGGUUUGCUGCUAAAUGCACCAAAAAUCAUAAAUUUUCCUCCGUCGUUGGGACGCCGUACUACGUCGCUCCCGAAGUGUUGUUUGGAAAUUAUGACAAGCAGUGCGACCUUUGGAGUGCUGGCGUCAUUCUUUUUAUAUUACUCAGCGGAUUUCCUCCGUUUCAUGGGAAAGACAAUAAGGAAAUAUUGCGAAAAGUUAAAAUUGGUGAAUACGCGUUUGAGGCCAAAUACUGGGGAAAAGUUUCAGAUCACGCCAAAAAUCUUAUUCGUGGACUUUUGACAUUUGAACGCAAGCGCCUCACUGCUUCUGAAGCUCUACAGCAUCCUUGGGUUCAGUAUUACAACCAAGCAGCGCUAACGCAAGAGUCACCAUUAACCAAUAAGCUUGGGGGGGAUUUAUUAGAGAAGUUUAGGAAUUUCCAGCGCCACAUUAAAUUGAAAAAACUCGCUUUAACAGUCGUGGCCUACCAGAUGACGGAGAAAGAUAUCGGAAAGCUUCAUGAGAUCUUCUCAGCGCUUGACAAAAACGCUGAUGGCGUCUUAACCAUCUCAGAAGUUAGCGCUGGCCUGGCGAAUAUGAACGUGAAAUACGGAGACGAAAUUGUAGAAAUACUGGAGGAAUUGGACACCGACGGCAACGGGACUAUUGAUUAUACGGAAUUCAUUGCCGCCUCUAUCGAUCAUAAAUUAUACGAACAAGAAGCUGUCUGUAAGGCUGCAUUCAGAGUGUUUGAUUUGGACGGCGACGGAAAGAUAACCAUCGAUGAAAUGCGAAAAGUAUUGGAAAUGAAUUUUGUUCAAGAAGCCUUUACUCGCGAAAUGAUCGAGGAAAUGGUUAAGGAGGUUGACACAAACAAUGAUGGCAGUAUAGAUUUCGAAGAGUUCAUGAAAAUGAUGAGAGGCAGUCAGAAGAAGAAGCUUGAUAGUUCACCGUUUUCAAAGGCAAAAGCCCUCCUCUAUCGAAAACUUGACUAA
Molecule: messenger RNA, 1554 nt
Organism: Condylostylus longicornis
Lineage: Eukaryota; Metazoa; Arthropoda; Insecta; Diptera; Dolichopodidae
Product: calcium-dependent protein kinase 5-like
Biological process (GO): protein autophosphorylation; intracellular signal transduction; peptidyl-serine phosphorylation
Cellular component (GO): nucleus; cytoplasm
Molecular function (GO): ATP binding; calcium-dependent protein serine/threonine kinase activity; calcium ion binding
Source: RefSeq, a predicted model, not a curated record